This is a messenger RNA of Ooceraea biroi (clonal raider ant), 1113 nucleotides long. RefSeq names its product phosphatidate cytidylyltransferase, mitochondrial. Gene Ontology annotation, cellular component: mitochondrion. NCBI's taxonomy places the organism in Eukaryota, Metazoa, Arthropoda, Insecta, Hymenoptera, Formicidae. The record is from RefSeq and is a predicted model, not a curated record. Gene Ontology annotation, molecular function: phosphatidate cytidylyltransferase activity. Gene Ontology annotation, biological process: cardiolipin biosynthetic process; CDP-diacylglycerol biosynthetic process.
AUGUUGGGAAAAAUUGCAGAGGUGUCUUAUUUAAAACACCUAAUUCAGCAGUUCCCCCAAAAUAUGAAAUUUUGCUUCGCUUAUGGAUCAGGUGCGUUAAAACAGGCUAAUAAUAACGAUAAUAAUAUGUUGGAUCUUAUAUUCGUCGUACGUAAUCCUAAUAAGUGGCACCUUGAAAACUUGGCGAGUAAUCCGAAGCAUUAUGCCCAGCCAUUGAGAUUUCUUGGCCACAAAGCGAUCACUAAUGUGCAGGAAAGAGCAGGUGCUAACGUAUAUUACAACACAUUGGUCAGAACGAGCCAAGGUCAAUUGAUCAAAUAUGGAGUAAUUUCGGAAGUUUCAUUGAUGAUAGAUUUGCUAGACUGGAAUCAUUUGUACUUGGCAGGCAGAUUGCACAAGCCAGUUAAAGUAUUGAUCGAACCAGAUGAAACUUCCCAAUUACGUACCGCUCUCGUGCAGAAUUUACACUCGGCAGUACACGCGGCUCUGUUAUUACUACCUGAACAUUUCACGGAGAUCGAUCUUUUUAAAAAGAUCACUGGUCUAUCUUACUACGGCGAUUUUCGAAUGAUCUUUGGUGAAAACAAAGAAAAGAUCAGUAACAUUGUGUUGCCGCAAUUGCAUCACUUCAAGCAACUGUACGAACCAAUUCUGAAACAUUUUGAUAACUAUGUAGAUAUUCCGAAAUCAGAUGAUGCAGCUGUUACAUGUCGUCAAGAUACAAGUCCAGUGACUAAGAUCCACCAUCUGAAUCAUUUGCCUAGAACACCUCAAGUUAAAUUGGUCAGGGCAUGGUCUCAGGGACCGAGGUCAAAAGAUACAGAGGACUGCUUACGUGCUAUCGCACACGAUCCGGAAUGCUGUGAAAUAUUGGAACGAUCGUUAAAGGAAAUUGUUUGGAGGUCCAGCGUGACACAGAGUCUAAAAGGGAUUUUAACGGCAGGUCUUGUAAAAUCCGUUAAAUACAGCAGCGCCAAGAUAAUAAAGAUGUUGCAGUCAAGCCCUCCUAAGCGUAUCCUGACUAAGGAGCCGGACUCGAGCAAAAUUCAUAAGAUUGUUGAGACCAUUGCAAAGAAGACAGAGACGAAGGACACUGAAAAGCGCGUCGAGUAA